CGAACGCGUCGUCGUCCUUCAUCGAAGGCUCAUAUUUCGCCACGAGCAUCACCGCUGAGACUUGCGAAUCAAUCAGAGACACGGGUACUCCUACACACGGAAGCCAUCAUUCCAAUUUCCUGGAGUGUCUCUAUCUGCUCAGCCCUCAGAAGACGAACACGCAGCAUAUCUCACCCGUCCGCAAUCAUGGAUCCCAACGGCACAACCGACAGCAAGUACGUGACUCUGGUCUCGAGUGAUGGCUACGAGUUUGUCGUCUUGCGGGACGCCGCCAUGAUCAGCCCUGCCAUCAAAGGCAUGUUGGACACACGCAACAACUUCCGCGAGGCUGCUUUGGGUCGCUGCGUGUUUGAAGAGAUCAGUGGCGUUGUGCUUGAGAAAGUCUGCGAGUAUUUCCAAUACUGGUACCGCUACCGUGAGCGGGAGGACGUUCCUGACAUGGACAUUCCUGUCGAGCUGUGCCUGGAACUGCUGGUCGCAGCCGACUUCUUGGGCCUGGACAAGCAAAAUACCGGCACUGUCUGAAUGACUUUUGAUGACCAUUUUGCAUUUUGGCUUCAUUGUUCAUGACGGAGUUUGGGGCGUUGAGCGUUCAGGGUGGUACUAACAAACACGAUACCAUUGCUACGACACUAUGACGAAAUCCCAUGCCAAAAAGGCAUGUUUUUUGUUCUUUGCCAUGAUCUUUCUCUCGAUUGUGACCCACGCUGUCACCCCAAAUGUGAAAAACCAACCCCCAUCUUAGCAUAUGCGUUCCUCCCCUCACUCUUCCGUGGGCUGAACGUCUAUUAAAGAUGGAAGAAGAACUAUAUUCCACUCACUCUGCUCGACUCAACUUUCUACCAUUGAGAUCUACGCUUUUUCUGUUGGGAUACAGAUCAACCAUAGCAAACACAUACAUGCACAGUCGUAGCUGAAUAGACCAGAU
Colletotrichum acutatum is the source of this 928-nucleotide messenger RNA. RefSeq names its product Skp1 family protein. Gene Ontology annotation, biological process: ubiquitin-dependent protein catabolic process. Gene Ontology annotation, cellular component: elongin complex. Bases 187 to 525 code for a protein of 112 amino acids. Lineage: Eukaryota; Fungi; Ascomycota; Sordariomycetes; Glomerellales; Glomerellaceae. The transcript is spliced from 3 exons. Gene Ontology annotation, molecular function: protein-macromolecule adaptor activity. The record is from RefSeq and is a predicted model, not a curated record.